Molecule: messenger RNA, 771 nt
Organism: Protopolystoma xenopodis
Lineage: Eukaryota; Metazoa; Platyhelminthes; Monogenea; Polystomatidea; Polystomatidae
Source: the annotation of a GenBank genome assembly
AUGAAGCCAGGCUUAGUUUCCCCGAGGGCUGGUUACCACUCGUUUGCCUGCAAUGGCUGUUCGCCAUCUUCCUUGUCAUUUUUGCUUGCUAUUCUCGCCGCCUUUCGCGUUGCACUGUCAUCGACAUCGGUUCAAAUGCAGCAUCUGGACAUGAAUACAGCCUCUCAGCCACCACGAAUAAAGCAAGCAGGCACUGGGGGCAAGCCGAAAAGGCCAGACGACAAGCAACGUGCCUUUCACAGGUCUGCUUUACAUUUGGUUGCCGGGCUUUCUGCAUGCUAUCAACAUCCAUUUCCCCCUCUGACUAAUGUCGUCUUCAGCCAGUGCUCGUGGCUCGGAAGCUGCCGCCUUUUCUUCAUGUUUUUUAUUCAUUUUCUUCAUUUGUUGAGUCCGGCCCGCAUCAUUUCCGGUCUUCGGCUAUUAUUCGAGGUAUGGCAAUUCGACAAGGCCAGAGGCCGAGCCCCGCCAUCUGAUAUGUUAGUGCAGACAGAGAUAAAAUACUGCCGGACAAAGAAUAAAAAUGACCGUCUACAGCAACCUUUGACUAGGCUGGCGAAGGAUUGGCUUUUCUUUGACAGGUUGACAAGAAAAGGCCAUGUAAGUGCUAGAGCAAGCAAUUAUAGGAAAAAGCAGCCAACUGGUGCCUAUGUUCCUUUGAGUGUUUCUCCUGAUCUGCCUUGUUCUGCCGCUUCCGCACGACUUUCGUUGCUGGAACUUCGUCUUUUAAGUAAGUUGCAAAUGGCGUUUCGCAAAGUAUACGUUAUUUUUUAG